GUGAUAGGUCGGGCUGGGACGGGAUUAACGGAGAAGCCCCGUGAUUCGCUGCCACUUCCGGUACUAAAACACCUGCUCCGGUUCUGCCAUCGUUCUGCUCGUGUCAUCCUGAAGUCGGUGCUCGAUUGGUUUUGUCUGGCUGGAGAAACAUGGCAGACCGAGAGGAUAGCAUCACAGUUCCCGAGUUUAACUGCCUUCUUCAAACGGAUCCCGGGCUCAAAAAGUAUGAGCAGGACUUCAAGAGGAGGUAUGAGCUGCUAAAGAAGCAGCUUUCCAUUCUGGAAGAGGCAGAGGGAGGCUUUGACCAAUUCACACGCAGCUACCGCUCCUUCGGUGUGCAUCGGCAGUCUGACAACAGCCUGUUCUUUAAGGAAUGGGCUCCCGCCGCAGAGGCCCUCUUCCUUACUGGGGAGUUCAAUAACUGGAACAAGUUCUCCCACCCGUACACCAAGAAAGAGUUUGGCAAAUGGGAACUGAUUGUCCCGCCGAAGCAUGACAACUCUCCAGCUGUGGGUCAUAACACCAAACUAAAGGUAGUAGUUCACACCAAGGAUGGUGAGCGCCUGUACCGGAUCUCGCCUUGGGCAAAAUAUGUGACCAGGGAGGAGAAAUCCGUCAUCUAUGACUGGGUUCACUGGGAUCCCCCACAGCUUUACUCGCACAUCCACCCUCGGCCCAAGAAACCCACAAGCCUGAGAAUUUAUGAAGCUCAUGUGGGCAUCGCUUCACCAGAGCCAAAGAUUGCCUCAUACACAAACUUCACACACAAUGUGCUUCCUCGAAUUAAAGACUUGGGUUACAAUUGCAUUCAGCUGAUGGCAAUUAUGGAACAUGCCUACUAUGCAAGCUUUGGAUAUCAGAUUACAAGUUUUUUUGCUGCCUCAAGUCGCUAUGGUACCCCAGAGGAGCUAAAGCAGCUGAUUGAUGUGGCUCAUUCUAUGGGCAUAGUGGUGCUGUUGGACGUGGUUCACAGCCAUGCCUCCAAGAACACGGAGGACGGCCUCAAUCGCUUUGAUGGCUCCGACUCCUGCUUCUUCCACUCCCCGCCCAGAGGAGAGCACCUUAUGUGGGACAGUCGCCUCUUCAACUACUCCAGCUGGGAAGUGCUGCGCUUCCUGCUGUCAAACCUUCGCUGGUGGAUGGAGGAGUACCGCUUUGAUGGCUUCAGAUUUGACGGCGUUACCUCUAUGCUGUACCAUCACCAUGGUAUCGGCACAGGCUUCUCAGGGGACUACAGCGAAUACUUUGGCCUGCAGGUGGAUGAAGACUCUUUGGUGUACCUGAUGCUUGCCAAUCACAUUCUCCAUACUCUUUAUCCUGACUGCAUCACCGUUGCGGAGGAUGUGUCAGGAAUGCCUGCCCUCUGCAGAAGAGUAGAGGAGGGGGGUCUUGGCUUUGAUUAUCGACUGGCUAUGGCCAUUCCUGACAAAUGGAUUCAGAUCCUGAAGGAGUUUAAGGAUGAAGACUGGAACAUGGGUAAUAUUGUACACACACUGACCAACAGGCGCUAUGGAGAGAAGUGCAUCGCCUAUGCAGAGAGUCACGAUCAAGCUCUGGUUGGUGAUAAGACCCUGGCCUUCUGGCUAAUGGACAAGGAAAUGUACACCAACAUGAGCACCCUGAUUCCCAUGUCCUCUAUUACCGACCGUGGAAUGCAGCUGCAUAAGAUGAUCCGCCUCCUCACACACGGUUUGGGCGGAGAAGGCUAUCUAAACUUCAUGGGAAAUGAGUUUGGCCAUCCUGAGUGGCUGGACUUCCCCAGGGAAGGUAACAAUCAGAGCUACCACUACGCCCGACGGCAGUUUAACCUGCUGGAUACGGAUCACCUCCGCUACCGCCAGCUCUACGCUUUUGACCGCGACAUGAACCGCACCGAAGACAAGUACGGCUGGCUGGCAGCCCCACCUGCUUUCAUCAGUGCCAAGCAUGAAGGAGACAAGGUCAUUGUGUUCGACAGGGCAAAUGUGCUCUUUAUCUUCAACUUUCAUCCUGACAAGAGCUUUCAGGACUACAGAGUGGGUGUAGAAGCACCAGGAAAAUAUAAAAUCAAGCUGGAUUCAGAUGAGGUUCUGUACGGAGGACACGGACGGCUCGACCACAACACAGAGUUCUUCACCGAGCCCACGCCCUUCAACGGCCGCUGCAACUCAGUGAUGGUCUACAUCCCCUGCAGAACAGCUAUUGUCCUGGCCAACGAGGAGAUAGAUUACUGUUAUUAGAGGAUGAUUGGCUCCACAGAGACCAGGAUUGAGAAUGGAUUCCAACCUCAAACCCAGUGUUAACAAUCACCUUCAUCUUGAAGUGUCAGCCUUGCACACCAGCCAAACCUACGUCUUUUUUGUUUUCAAGCCUUUUUUCAAAUGAAGGGGUUGAAAAAUAAAGCUUCUUAAAAUUGUGUGCUUUCAACUACCAUCUGUAACCUUAGACACCGUGUAACCCCAUUUACUUCAGAUGGGUCCAUUUGGGAAGCAUCCAACCUCACCAGCAUCUAGAUGAUAAAAAUCAAAAUCCCUGCCGAGUCCAUCCACCACUAGCCAGAAGCCAUUUAUAGGCAUGGCUGCAUUUGGCCCAUCAUCAGAAAAAACCCGAGCAGCAACGGAGGCAGGGGAAAGCAUCACAUCCAGCCCAUCAUUUAUCAGAAUACAACAAAUGAUUUGAGGAAAAAUCAUGUAGAAUUGUAAACAUGUGGUAGCAAAAUAGAUUUUUUUUGUUAUGAAUAGGCUUAUAACAUCAAAAGAUGCAGGGAGUUGAUCACUGCUGAUCUGUAUUUGUUUGUUUUCAUUGUUGUCCGUGCGUCUAAAUAAACUGUCGUACACAAGGUGUCAAACUGGUUGGAAAAAUCAUAUUUUAAAGCUACACUAAGCACAUUUUUACACUUCAAACAAUUCUUGUAAAAGUGGGGUUCAGUGAUUGUGUUGGUAGAAACGUUACCAACUUCACAUGGGACAGCACUCUGCUGACCAGAAACAGUAUUUAACAAAUUUGCGGCGUGGGUAGGUGCCCUAGGGGGCACUCUACCUGCUUAAUGGCUGUUUACUCUUUUCUGUGCUGGUAGCUAAUAAAAGGCUAGCAAUUAGCUUUUUCAGUUGCCGGCCAUCACUAAAACACACAAGAAGAAGAAAAAAGAAGUUUGCCUUUUUGCUGGCAUCAUGGCGGAGCCUGGAAGUAAAAGCCAGAUAAUUAUGUUUUUAGAGGUGAAUCAAAAAUCUAAAAAGAGUGAAAAUGAACAUGACCUACAUUCAUUUGAGAAGGCGAAAGGAGGAUAUGAAAUCACAGGCUGAUGGUGACUUGGCUUUGUUGCUACUUACUGUAACUUGUAAGUAAUACUUUUUUUCUUUAAAAUUUGUGGUUUAUUUAAGAUCACUUGGUUAGUGUUGGUGUUAGCUCGUUGUUAGCAGGCUUUUUGAUGGCAGGCGUAAUUCCACUUUCAACCACAUUACUUGAAUGUUCAUUUAAAACAAUUAAGGUUUGAAUAAUGGAUGAGUACGUAGUUUUCUUGUGUCAUUUCAAGGUUUCGUGUACGUUGGAGGUGAAGUCAUCAGUCAUUCUGUCCAGCAAAACGUAAAAAUAAUGGUUACUAUAGCUCAGGUUGGCAUAACAAGGUGUCCCUCUAUUGAUUAAUAGCAUAAUCACAAAUUCAAUUCAAUUCAAAAAUACUUUAUUAAUCCCAGAGGGAAAUUGAUUGCUGUAGUAGCUCAGAAUAAUAAUAAAGGAGACUGAAAGGCCUUUGUGAUAUUUUUAAUGAUGGUCUUAGUUUUUUUCAUUUGUAAGUUCAUUCAAAGGCUGUUUGGUUGUUCCCAAAACAUAAGUCAUGAGUUUUACAAAGUGAAGUGAAAGAAGGGGCAAUCAUUGUUGGGUUAGAAAAGAGAACUUGGGAAAGUAUUUUAAACAUCUGAUGCAAUUACAUGGCUGUGAAACAUUAAAGUCCUGUAAAGAAACUUAAUUUGAAGUUUAAAAUGAAUUACUUACUGUAGGAUAGAAAUGGCAAAUAAGUUUCAAACUGAUAAAACUGAUCAGGCUGUGACUGUUAGCCUGUUAGCAUUUAACUCCCUGCCUUAAAGAAAACACAAUUUGUCUUUUAAAGAUGCGGUUCACUCGUUUAAUCAAUAAAUUUGCAGUUGUCUCGUAAUGAAUGGCUUGUAAGCCGUACUUUUUAGAAAAAAAAGCUCAGAUGUGUCUGAGGAGAAAGAAGCUUCAGAUUACUCAGAUUGGCUAAAUCCGGGCGUACACUGUGCGACUUUUUCACUCGUAGCACUCAGCUUCAGCUCAAACUGUACGACUUCCUCCCAGAGCAGAUCUCACGAGUCGUGCUCACACUGUACGACCCAGUUCUCGGAUGCAACCUGACUGCUCACACUGCAGCCUAAAAAUAUGCUAAAAAUAGCAGUUUUUACACAACACGUCAGACUUUUUUUUUUUUUUUUGCCUGUAGUCCUUUGGGAGUGCUGCAGGAGGACACACAGGGAUUUAUGGGGGUUGGAUGAGGAAAACGAAAUAAAGAAAGUAAAUCUGUGUUUUGUGAUCAGUUUUAUUUGACAUGAACACGACAAACAUGCUUUCUUGACAAUCUUUGUGAGUAAAAAAACGUGUAGAAACAAAAACGAACAGCGUGUGUUAUUAGGGAAAUAGCGGGGAGCUGUGUUGAUGCAGGAUUGCGCAUGCGCCGUGAGCGGUUCUGAUACAUUUUGGGUCGCAGCUGCUCGCAGCGCCGCUUCAGCAGUGCGAUACCCUCACGAGGGACGAGCAAAAUAUUAAACACGCCAGAAGUUUGUGCGAACUCACGAUUGCUGAUCAGUAGCUGGUCACGUGGUGUUGAUCGCCUCUCGUAACCCCCUGUACACUACACGACGCUCGACGCAAAACUCGCCCCGAUCUCGUGGAUUCUCGCACGAGUGGAAAAUCGGCUCAAAAAAGUGAAAAAGUCGCACAGUGUACGCCCGGCUUAACAGCAGCACAACUCUACCACUGACUGUUUGCUUUGCAACGUGUAUGUUUUAUCGCCACAAAUAACACAAGCCUGAAGAAGUUCAGCUGUGUGGUCGAGUUGCUAAAGCUAAUGGUUAGCUUCUGCUAGCUAAGACGAUCUUUGAGGUUUCCUGGUUGCUAAAACAACAGCCCUCUCCAUCGUGAGUCAAGAUGGAUGAGUCCAUCAAUGUUAAAUGACAGUGUGAUGCAGAUCUGUCAGGCUUUUCAAAUACUAAAGUUUCACCGUCUAUUUUCAUCAGAAGCUAAUGCAGGAAGUAGCUGUAGGAGACUAUUUUCAUGUUCAGCCUGCAUGAAAAAGUCAGUGACCCAUUAUAAUCAGAAAUAAUAAUUCAAAAAUAAUGUUUUUUCAGUGAACCUCACCUUUAAACUUCAUGAUGAGAAACUUCACCGGUCUGACCAUUGUGUAUGAAAAAUUUGUAUUUACAUCUAUGCUCUUUUAUUCCAUUGAGUGUGUUACAUAAUAAAAACACAGCAUUUUAAUGCCAAUAUCGCAAGUUUUCUAGGAUUAUCACAAUGUCCGUUUACAAAACAGCACUGACAACAGACCACACAAACAAAUUGUAGAUGUUUAUGUUUUUAUGCUUAUUUAAAUGAAUAUUCCAGCGCCACCACCUAUGAAAGAUCAGUAAUGAUCAAGUUUAUGCAAUCAAAAACAAUCUAAUUGAUCAGACUCUGCAGUAGUCAAGGUACCAGUAAAAUUUCUUCUGCAGUAGAUCACAUUAAACUGCUUCUCUCAUAAAUUUUUACUAAACUCUUCAAACUAAAUUCUACUACUAAACGUUGAUGCUGACGAUCAGCGUGCUCUUUCAUGUGGGAGAAGCCGGUAUAACAGGUAUGACUCACGCGCUUGACUACUUUAACAUGCUGUGAUUUAUAUGCUCUGUGCUCAUUAGGCGCUGUCGCAUUCCCCUGGGAAAGAAACCUGCAACACAGAAACCGCCUAAACUCGUGCAGAGAGCGACAUGUGCCUCUUUCAAUUAGUCCUGACUUCUGUGACUUUUGUCUCAACACACUUGAUUAUCGAACGUCUCAAAGAGCAGCGCCGGGCUGUUAUGCGAGGAGGUUAUUGAUUAACUAAAAUGAAGCGAGAUGCAGCUCUGAUGUCGGGUGACAGCUGAACUCAGGUAUUUUCAAAACACGUUCUAGUUUGAAAAUAACUGCGAUAACCGAUUUUGUUAUGUUCUUUUGUUUAGUUAUCCCCUCGUGGGUCUCUUUUUGUCGUACUCUUGUGUCUUUUCGACAGAUUUAAGCAUCCUUUGCCUGUUUUAUCUAAGAAAAUUUAAUAGGAGGAAAAUAAGAAUUUAAAUAAAUAAACAUUUUCAUAAAUUAAAGAUUCCUUGAUUUAUUUCCCCAAAUACAGUGAUGCUGAAUUAAUGCAGUUUGUCAUUGAAGGUAUGUUAUGUAGCAUAUGGCAGCUUUUGAUCUGCUCCCCCUUCAGCUGAAGAAAACUCAUUUAUAUUCAAGACCAUCCUUCUGUGUUUAGUGAAAAGUAUCGUGAACGUGUCAUUUCUUUCCUUUAGGUUUUAUUUUUUAAAGCAUUUUUCCACCUUUUGAAUCACUUUGCAAGCGUCCUUCAACGUAUAUUAUAUGCAACAAGACUGUGCAUCUGAAUCAGAACCUUUAAUCACUCUUGAUCUGACCCAUUGUCGUCGUUUGGGCACAACCACGAUGAAUUGUCUGCAUUUGUACUCUGAGUAGAUAUUGAUGUCUGAUGCACUGUACCGGUCUCUGCAUAUUUCUUUCCUUACUACAAAUGACAAUAAAUCAGUCUUGUCAAGCCA
Nothobranchius furzeri (turquoise killifish) is the source of this 6767-nucleotide messenger RNA. It is a transcript of the gene gbe1b, whose product is annotated as glucan (1,4-alpha-), branching enzyme 1b. Lineage: Eukaryota; Metazoa; Chordata; Actinopteri; Cyprinodontiformes; Nothobranchiidae. Gene Ontology annotation, biological process: glycogen biosynthetic process. Gene Ontology annotation, cellular component: cytoplasm. The record is from RefSeq and is a predicted model, not a curated record. Gene Ontology annotation, molecular function: hydrolase activity, hydrolyzing O-glycosyl compounds; cation binding; 1,4-alpha-glucan branching enzyme activity.